Coregonus clupeaformis (lake whitefish) is the source of this 2205-nucleotide messenger RNA. Its product is annotated as A disintegrin and metalloproteinase with thrombospondin motifs 19-like. Gene Ontology annotation, molecular function: metalloendopeptidase activity. The transcript has 14 exons. Gene Ontology annotation, biological process: extracellular matrix organization; proteolysis. Gene Ontology annotation, cellular component: extracellular matrix. NCBI's taxonomy places the organism in Eukaryota, Metazoa, Chordata, Actinopteri, Salmoniformes, Salmonidae. The record is from RefSeq and is a predicted model, not a curated record. Bases 1 to 2205 code for a protein of 734 amino acids.
AUGCCUGAGUGCCCCACCUAUAACCACUGUCAGAAGAACCAACCACGCUGUAACGGCAUUCACCGGGGUAUUUGCUGUCUUCUUUCCCUCAUUUCCUAUUCUUACUCUCCAGAUCCGCACCCUUUCCAGGAAUCCGAGUCCGAAAUUAUUUUCCCCGAGGUUUUUCCAGACACAGGUCCACCGGCUCCUGAUAAACCAAAUAGCCGAGAGACUGACGCCAGCUCCGGGGCUCCCGAUAAACCAACUAGCCGAGAGACUGACGCCAGCGCCGGGAGCAGCUCUCGGGAGGUUCGUUCCAUUUCAAACUGGGAAGAGUACGAAUCUCCAGAGCUAUAUCAUUGGGAACCGCAAGGACCGCAAACGGCCGCUUCCUCAGGGCUGAGACUCAAAAUUCCUGCUUUUGGCAGGGACCUGCACCUCAUCCUGAAGAGAGACACUCGGUUUCUGUCCCAGAAAUUCAUGGUGGAAAGGAGACAGAAAACACGAAAGGCAUCUCGGCGCAGUAUGCCAGUUUCGUCCGCUGCCAACACAGAAGAGAGAGGAUGCUAUUACAGCGGAACUGUUCUCAAUUACGCAGGAUCCAUUGCCUCAUUCAGCACCUGCGCAGGACUGAUGGGCUUCAUUCAGCUCAAUGGGGACUUCCUCUACAUCGAGCCUGUCAAUCAAACACUGGCUGUCAUGGGACAGGCUCACCGCGUGUACAGGAGGAAGCGCUCCACCACCGAGGAGAGACAGACAGACAAGCAGACGACGGACAAACAAACAAGGAUCAACUACUGUGGAGUCAUCCCAGAAAGACAGAAGAGUAUGAACAGGAAACCAUCUGAGGGAGGCAGAGGGAAACGGUACUCAUAUAAACUACUCCACGAGUACAACGUGGAGACUGUGGUGGUGGCAGACCCAGCCAUGGUCAGCUACCACGGCUCAGAUGCAGCCAAACGAUUCAUCCUCACCAUCAUGAAUAUGGUUUUCAACUUGUUUCAACACAAGAGCCUGGGCAUACAGAUCAAUAUCAGAUUGACUAAACUUGUGCUGCUUCAGGAAACACCAUCAGACAUGUACAUUGGUCACCAUGGUGAGAAGAUGCUUGAGAGCUUCUGUCGUUGGCAGCAGGAGGAGUAUGGGAAGAAGAGUGUGAUGUCAGACUUUAGCACUCGGUGGAGGGAGGACUUACCCUCCGUGGACACGGCCAUUCUAAUCACAAGGAAGGAUUUCUGCGUGCAUAAAGAUGAACCCUGUGACACUGUAGGCAUUGCCUACCUGAGCGGCAUGUGCAGCGAGAGAAGGAAAUGCAUCCUAGCCGAGGACAACGGCCUCAACCUGGCCUUUACCAUCGCUCACGAAAUGGGCCACAACAUGGGUGUGAGUCACGACAACGACCACCAGUCGUGUGCGGACGGCCUCCACAUCAUGUCGGGAGAGUGGGUCAAAGGUCAGAACCUGGGCGACGUUUCCUGGUCCGGCUGUAGCCGUGACGACGUGGAGAAGUUCCUCCGGUCCAAGGCCAGUAGUUGUCUUCUCCAGACCGACCCGCUGAGCUUGAACUCAGUGAUCCUGCCAUUCAAACACCCAGGGAUGACCUACACGGCAGAUGAACAGUGUCAGAUCCUCUUCGGCGCCACCGCCUCCCACUGUCAGAACAUGCAGUAUGUGAUGUGUUCAGGGCUGUGGUGCCGGGUAGAUGGAGAGAAGGACUGUAAAACCAAACUGGACCCACCCAUGGAUGGCACCGAAUGUGACAUUGGAAAGUGGUGUCGUGCUGGGGAGUGUGUGAGCCGAGUGGUGCCAGUGGAGCCAGCCAUGGGGGAGUGGAGCACCUGGGGUCCUGGGGGAGCCUGCAGUCCAACCUGCAGCACGGGCAUCAGUGGACGCCAGCGCAAGUGUGAGAGUCCCAGUGGGAAAAGCCGGGACUGUGUCGGCUCCAGGAUGCAGUACAGGAUGUGUGAGAGCCCACCCUGCCCUGUUGCGGGAUCCCCCAGCUUCAGGAGACCCAACAGUGCCAGGGGACACUUCAAUCGCCCCUCUCUACACUGGCACUCCGUCAUGGAUGAUGUUCCUGCCGGAUCGUUAGCCAUGAACAUCUCUCACCCCGAACCUUCAACACCCAACCUCUGCCUGAUGGUCACGGGCGCUGCCAGCUCAGUACCGACCAACCACCGCACCCUCAACAACCCAUCCACGCCACCCGCUCUGCUUCCUGGAUAG